Messenger RNA from Aspergillus oryzae RIB40, 768 nucleotides. Its product is annotated as acetate uptake transporter family protein. Gene Ontology annotation, molecular function: acetate transmembrane transporter activity. NCBI's taxonomy places the organism in Eukaryota, Fungi, Ascomycota, Eurotiomycetes, Eurotiales, Aspergillaceae. The record is from RefSeq and is a predicted model, not a curated record. The coding region runs from base 1 to 768 and encodes 255 amino acids. The transcript is spliced from 4 exons. Gene Ontology annotation, cellular component: plasma membrane.
AUGGACUCGAAUGACUUUGCAACCACGAAAUCUGAAGAGGCAAAAAUGUCUUCUUCGUCUCAGACAAAUCACCUUGAGCAUACAAACCUUGGACGGAUCCACACUGCUGGUGGACACGUAGAUGAUAGAAGUCAACCAGCUCUUCCGGUUUAUCAUCGCACUUUUGCCAGCCCCUCCCCAUUGGGAUUGAUAUCAUUCGCGACAGACAUAUUCCUUAUAUGCGUAUUCGGACUGCAAGCCAGGGGUGUGACUGCACCAAAUGUGAUGAUUGGGUGUCUGAUAUUCUAUGGCGGCGUUGGUCAGUUUAUUGCUGGAAUCAUGGAAUUUAUCACGGGAAACACGUUCGGUGCCACCGUCUUUUCCUCCUAUGCUGCGUUCAACUUGUCGUAUGCAAUGAUUUAUUUGCCCGGGACGGGUAUUCUGGCUGCAUACACCGAUUCUGCAACCGGGGCCAUAAGCCCUAGUUUCAACCAGGCUCUGUCGCUCUAUCUGUGGGCAUGGUUGAUUGUAACGGUAGUAUUUACCGUCGCGGCGAUGCGAUCCUCCUGGGUUCUUUUCAUCGACCUAUCCUUAUUGGACAUUUGCCUUCUCCUGCUUGCGUGCGGAUAUAUGGUCAAUGUCCAGAGCCUUCUGACAGCUGGAUAUGCUUUCGGGCUUGUGGUGUCAUUCCUUUCCUUCUCGGCAGACUGGGCUGGUUGUGCUGGGUUAUGGGGCGGCGGAGUAACACCUAUCAAGCUGCCGACAUUUGAGAUGCAAGCAGCUGUUUGA